GUGAGUUGGUUUGGUUUGCUCUGACAUGUUCUUAGCUGUAAAUCUCAUAACUUGAGAGUUUGAAAGAGACAAUAAAGAGUUUGAAGGAGACAAAGUCAUCAAACUAGGACCGUUUCCAAUAUUGCUCAUAUUUUUGUUGUUGUUGUUGUUUUGGAAUUUUAUUAGAUUUCUGGGUUUGGAAGAUUUUUGGGAAUGGCAACGUUUGCAGGGACUACCCAAAAGUGCAAGGCAUGUGAGAAAACUGUGUACUUUGUUGAUCAGCUUACUGCUGAUAGCAAGGUCUACCACAAGGCUUGCUUCAGAUGUCACCACUGUAAGGGUACCCUUAAGCUGAGCAAUUAUAGCUCCUUUGAGGGUGUUUUGUAUUGCAAGCCUCACUUUGAUCAACUGUUUAAAAUGACUGGCAGCUUGGAUAAAAGUUUUGAAGGUACUCCAAGAACUGUUAGAGCUGACAGAUCUGCCAAUCAGGUCCAGACCAACAGCAGAGUUUCAAGUUUGUUUGGUGGGACUAAAGAAAAAUGUGUUGCUUGCAAUAAAACUGUCUACCCAAUUGAAAAGGUGGCGGUUGAUGGUGAAUCAUAUCAUAAGUCUUGCUUCAGGUGCACUCAUGGAGGGUGUGUGAUCAGCCCAUCAAACUAUGUAGCCCAUGAACAUCGUCUGUAUUGUAAGCACCACCACACCCAACUAUUCAAGCAGAAGGGAAACUUCAGCCAAUUUGGCAAUGGCAAGAAUGAACAAGUUACGGUGGUAGCUGUAGCUGUAGCUGAGAAUGCAGCAGCAGAAUAGUACUGUGAAAGUUUUCAUAUUAUAACGUUAUAUCACACGGAUGGUGGGUUCUAAGCAAGACUUGAGAUGCAACUGUUAUAGCAUACAAGAAGAGAUUUUAGAAUUGCGUUUCUUCUAUAUGUGUAAUGUGUUCAUAAGGUAUUAAGUCUUUGGUAGAGUUGCAGUACGUUGCUGAUUUUGAGUGUGAGCUUUGAAUAGUUCCUAUGUAGAGUUGUGUUUAGUUCCUUUUACAAACCAUUUGGCAAGCCCAAUUUUCCUGUUUUCCGUCUUUGAUAUAAAGCUUGGUGUGGCUUCAUUUUCUA
This is a messenger RNA of Quercus robur (English oak), 1088 nucleotides long. RefSeq names its product LIM domain-containing protein WLIM1-like. Gene Ontology annotation, cellular component: actin cytoskeleton; plasma membrane. Gene Ontology annotation, molecular function: actin filament binding. Lineage: Eukaryota; Viridiplantae; Streptophyta; Magnoliopsida; Fagales; Fagaceae. The record is from RefSeq and is a predicted model, not a curated record. Bases 193 to 786 code for a protein of 197 amino acids. Gene Ontology annotation, biological process: actin filament bundle assembly. The transcript has 5 exons.